This is a messenger RNA of Nerophis lumbriciformis (worm pipefish), 1152 nucleotides long. The record is from RefSeq and is a predicted model, not a curated record. NCBI's taxonomy places the organism in Eukaryota, Metazoa, Chordata, Actinopteri, Syngnathiformes, Syngnathidae.
AUGGACUGUCCAAACGGGGAGUUGGAGGUUAAUAUGAAGCCUCCAAAGCGACGCCGUACCGUGCAUAAUGGAGCCGAAACAGACCUUGAAGAACAAGAGGACCAGGAGAAGACUGCAGUGGACGUGAGUAUCAUUAUGCCUGUGUACAACGCCUCCUGUUGGCUUGAUGAGUGUCUGCAAGCAAUAUUAGACCAAGACUUCACUGGGAGCAUGGAACUAUCCGUUUUUGAUGACGCAAGCACUGAUGACUCCAGAAAAGUGGUGGACGCCUGGAAGCAGAGGUUUGAGGGAAAGGGCAUCUCGGUGGUGGUCAGUGGCCACAACUCGGACCAACCAAGAGGAGUGGGACAUGCAAAGAAUAAGGCCAUUGCACAGAGCUCUGGAAAAUACUUGUGUUUUCAGGAUGCGGAUGACGUUAUGUUACCUCAAAGAGUUCGCCUGCAGUUUGAGGCAUCUGUCCUUCAUUCAAGCUCUUUGAUAGGCUGUAGAGUUCGACGCGAUCCAGAAGGAUCCACGGAACGUUACACACGCUGGAUCAACACAAUCACUCAAGAUCAACUACUAACACAAGUAUACACAUCUCAUGGACCAACAGUUAUAAUGCCAACAUGGUUCUGCUCAAGAGAUUGGUUUCUAACUGUUGGAUGUUUCAACGAGGAGGGAAAGGGAGUCCCUGAGGAUUUGAUCUUCUUUUACCAGAGUCUUCGGCAAGGAGGGCUUGUCACCAGAGUAGACCACUGCUUGGUGGUGUACCGUUACCAUGAGAAGGCCACCACACACUCCGUCAAAGAGGAAACCCUUUGGAAACUGCGUGUGGAAUUCCUUCAGGAGCGAGUCAUUUGCACGUGGGAAAACUUUACCAUAUGGAAUGCUGGAAAACAAGGUCGUAAGCUGUACCGAUGCCUUGACGCCACAAAUCAGAAGAAAGUGAGAGCUUUCUGUGAUGUGGACAAGAACAAAAUUAAUAAGGGUUUUUACACAUAUGAGGACUCCAAGGAACGACCGAAGCCAAAAAUUCCAAUUCUGCAUUACAAAGAUGCGUCACCCCCUUUUAUCAUCUGUGUCAAAAUGGACAUGACAGGUGGUGUUCUAGAAGAAAACCUCAACUCAUUACAGUUAAAAGAAGGAGUAGACUUCUAUCAUUUCAACUGA